Molecule: messenger RNA, 1101 nt
Organism: Drosophila serrata
Lineage: Eukaryota; Metazoa; Arthropoda; Insecta; Diptera; Drosophilidae
Gene: TwdlF
Product: TweedleF
Biological process (GO): chitin-based cuticle development
Cellular component (GO): chitin-based extracellular matrix
Molecular function (GO): structural constituent of chitin-based larval cuticle
Source: RefSeq, a predicted model, not a curated record
AUGAAACCGAUUGUCGUUCUAGUGGUAAGCGAUUGGAUCACUCUUCAAGCCUUCAUCUUGCAGCAUCUAAUUCACCUGUUUUUGUCCCUACAGUGUCUGGCGGCUCUCGCCGCAGCCGCUCCUCAGGGAUACAAGUACCAGGCCCAGGGUCCCGCCCUGCCCAUUGGCAACCUUCGCCCGCAGACGCCCGUCUCGCCCAGUGGAAUCUACUCAGCACCAGCCCUGACUCAGAUCAGUGUCCAGGCCCAGCAGCCAGCCAUUCAGACUGUCCAAUCCAUUCCCGCUCCAGCUCCAGCUCCCGUUUCCAUUCCCGUUUCCGCACCUCUGCCCAUUGCUCAGCCUCAGCAGAACUUUAUCAACACCGUGCAGCAGCCUCAGACUCAACAGGUCGUGUACCACCAGCAGCAGCACCAGCAGCAGCCUCAGCAGAUCGUUCAGACCCAGUAUGUGCAGCGCCCUGCCAUCGUGACCAAGGAUAUCUACAUCCACUCUGCCCCCGAGGACACUGAGGAGGUGCGCCAGGACGAGCCUCAGCUGGAUAACCUGCCCAUUCGCAAGAACUACCGCAUUGUGUUCAUCAAGGCGCCGACCCAGAACCUGAAGUACACCGCCGCCGCCCUGAAGCGAGCUCAGUCCAGUAACGAGGAGAAGACUGUCAUCUACGUGCUCUCCAAGAAGCCCGAUCUCACGGAGAUCCAGCAGCAGCUGCAAGUCACCCAGACCGAGAACAAGGUGCACAAGCCCGAGGUAUACUUCAUCAAGUACAAGACCCAGGAGGAGGCCCAGCGUGCCCAGCAGGAGAUCCAGGCCCAAUACGAUGCCUUGGGAGGCGCCACUCACAUCUCGGACGAGGGUGUUGCCCCCAUCACUAGCGUUUCGGGUGGAUCCCUCAACCUGGGUAGCUUUGUGUCCCAGAAGACUCAGGGCUCAACCAUUAUCCAACAGCAGCCGCACAUCCAGACUAUCGUCCAGCAGCAGCCUCAGGUGCAGACCAUUGUCCAGUCGCCAGUUGUGAGCCAGCAGCAGAACUCCUUCGUGCAGCAGGCCACCUCCUCCUUUGUGCCAUCAAGGAACUAUGUGCCCGCCAAGACCUUCAAAUAA